This is a messenger RNA of Trematosphaeria pertusa, 706 nucleotides long. RefSeq lists its product as uncharacterized. The record is from RefSeq and is a predicted model, not a curated record. Lineage: Eukaryota; Fungi; Ascomycota; Dothideomycetes; Pleosporales; Trematosphaeriaceae. The transcript has a single exon. The coding region runs from base 175 to 609 and encodes 144 amino acids.
CUUCGUCAGUAAACACUCCCAAAGUCUUCAUACAACAUCCGUACAUACCGCAUCUCCAGAUCGUCUUUGCGGAACCUCGACGUGUGCAAUCCGUAAGUUCUACAGCGUGAGGACACCCUUCUAGCUUCCCCCAUAGAUUUUACAUCCCAGAGUCCCACGCCCAAACACAGACCCAUGGACAAGCCGACAAGCGCACGAGGCACAGAAACUCCUCCUCCUCCACCUCCCCCAGCAGUCCAACACCGCGUCUCCUUCUCCGCUCCCGAAACCUCUCCACAACGCCAUACGCCGCCCCUACGCUCGCCCACUCCAUACCCCUCCCCUCAAGCUCCGUCUUCGGAAGACAGUUCUCCAGAGUCGAGCCAGUCAGAAUCAAGGGCAGCUGCCCCGGAAGGUGCAAAGCCGCCGCGGCGAUCACCCUCGCCGUAUCCGCCUCCCCAGCCACCACUUUCAGACGAUGAGUCUGCCGGAACGGGAUCGGUGACGGAGUCGAAUUCAGACAUGGAUGUGGGGAAGUGCUGGGCGUGUGGCGGGAGGCUGGUGUAUACGGGAUUGGGACCGAGUAAGACGGAGUGCGUUGAGUGCUGGGCGCCGCAGCCUGUGGAGUGAUAGAGUAAUGAGAGCAGCAACGCGCAGGAGUAGUAUAGUGCGCAUGGAUUGGUACGGAUACGAGAGCAUGAGUGGGGGAAGGAAGAGAGACGGUACG